AACUCAUCCCACGAGCGAUCCAGAGGAGAAUCUAGCCUUUGUGGCCGAAAUCAAAAUUCAGAUGCGAGACCAUCGUGGUCAGCAACAUUCGACUCCUUGUCAGCUUUACGACUUCGUUACGUCAAGUUGCAGCCGAUGCAUCAUGCCAUCCCCAUGCUUUUGCGAGAGUCCUCUGCCGCGACUUCAUGGGCGUGGUGCGGGUUCAGCGGCACUCAUCUUUCAUGCCUCGUCGUACGCAACAGCCGCCUGCAGCAUCGAGGAGCGUGGGCUUCCUUUCCAGCUUCUUUCCCAAACCAGAAGUGAUUACCGGGCAUGCGCUCGCCUCCUCCCUUGCGGCUUCUUGCCACUGACGAUUGAUUUGAAACCCUCCGCAAUUGCUGCGAUGCUUUUGUCAGAGUCUGUUGGUUGGUUUGAUACGAUUUGAUCGAGGAUACUCACUGACGAGGACGAUCGCGACGAGGUAUUGCAAUAUGCCCACUACCCAUUUCGCAGGCGCCCAUAG
Molecule: messenger RNA, 502 nt
Organism: Zymoseptoria tritici IPO323
Lineage: Eukaryota; Fungi; Ascomycota; Dothideomycetes; Mycosphaerellales; Mycosphaerellaceae
Exons: 1
Coding region: 62-424 (120 amino acids)
Source: RefSeq, a predicted model, not a curated record